Molecule: messenger RNA, 444 nt
Organism: Aspergillus niger
Lineage: Eukaryota; Fungi; Ascomycota; Eurotiomycetes; Eurotiales; Aspergillaceae
Exons: 4
Coding region: 1-444 (147 amino acids)
Source: RefSeq, a predicted model, not a curated record
AUGGGGCAAUACAUCGCACCUGGGAAGUGUCGAUCUCUACAUGGGCUUCGUUUGGGCGAUGUGCUGAAGUGGGAAGGCGAAGACACAGCUGGCGAUCCCAAUUCCAACGGUGUGGAAGGGGCUGGACGUGGCCUCUGCACCCGAUUUGUUCCACGCGCUCCACUGCCUCGUCGACAAGCUGAGCCACGACAACUUACCGCUGGCUCACUGUACCUUCCGCUCGGAGUCCACUUCCCCGGCUAUACUGUCUGCGCCGGUUGGAUCAAAAUUGACCUUGGAGUCGGGCAUGUUGUGGGAUACCUAGAAUAUAGCAUCCCCGUCCUGGCAGUUGGUGAUGAGUUAACCUUUCGGCUCCGUCCGGCAAGCGUCCACAGCGCCUCCAUUCAAAUGGCGGGGAAUGUGGCCGGGAAACCAGGCUGGCAGCACAACUACUAUGCCAGCUAA